This is a messenger RNA of Aureobasidium namibiae CBS 147.97, 1434 nucleotides long. Its product is annotated as MFS general substrate transporter. NCBI's taxonomy places the organism in Eukaryota, Fungi, Ascomycota, Dothideomycetes, Dothideales, Saccotheciaceae. Gene Ontology annotation, biological process: transmembrane transport. Gene Ontology annotation, molecular function: transmembrane transporter activity. The transcript has 2 exons. Gene Ontology annotation, cellular component: membrane. Bases 1 to 1434 code for a protein of 477 amino acids. The record is from RefSeq and is a predicted model, not a curated record.
AUGGACCCGGAACGUCGCAAGGUUGUCGAGAAGUCGAUGAAGCGGAAGCUCGAUGCUAGAUGCUCGCUGUUCAUCUUGAUCUACAUCAUGAAUUAUCUGGAUCGCAACAACAUGGCAGCUGCCAGGUUGAAGGGCCUACAAGAGGAUUUGAAUCUCAGCGACACACAGUACGCAACAUGUUUGAGUAUUCUCUAUGUGGGAUACAUUCUUAUGCAGGUCCCUUCCAAUAUCAUCAUCAACCGCAUUACAAGACCCAGCUGGUACAUCGGUGCAGCUAUGCUUCUUUGGGGUCUGAUCUCGACACUCUCCGGAGUCGCCCAAGGUUUCGGUGGAAUGGUCGCGAUAAGAUUCUGCUUGGGUUUCGUCGAGGCUGCAUUCUUGCCCGGCGCUCUUCUUAUCCUUUCGAAAUGGUACACUCGCAGCGAAUUGACCAAGAGAAACGCUCUCCUCUUCUGCGGCAACCUCAUCUCCAACGCUUUCUCAGCACUUGUUGGUGCUGGUGUUUUGUCGAAUAUGCAAGGUGUGCUUGGCCACGCGGCAUGGCGCUGGUUGUUCUGGAUCGAAGGAGCUGUCACCAUGGGUGUUGCCAUUACCGCUGCUUUCGUCUUGCCGGAUCUGCCCACCAACUCGAAAGGCUUCACCGAGGAGGAGCUGCAGGUCGCUCAGCUCCGUAUGAUCGAGGAUGUUGGUGAAGUUGACGAAGACAGCACCGAAGACGGUGUGUUUGACGGUCUCUUGAUGGCACUCAAAGAUCCCAAGAUCUACGUCUUGAUGUUCACUCUCACCGCCUACGUGGUUGGUCUCAGUUUCAACGCCUUCUUCCCUUCGCUCACAAAGACUCUGGGUUUCGGUUACGUUCCUACUCUGCUCAUGAGCGCUCCCCCAUGGGCAUUCGCCUGUAUUGUUUCCCUCAUCAACGCCUGGCACGCCGAUCGCACUCAAGAGAAGUUCUGGCAUAUUGUGGGACCCAUCUGUCUUGGACUUAUCGGCUUCAUUAUCAACAUGUCUACCCUGAACACGGCAGGUCGUUAUGUUGCUCUGUUCCUGCAAGCAAGUUCCUAUGCGGGAUUCAUUGUCUUCUACUCGUGGAUCUCAUCGAGUUUCCCUAGACCACCUGCCAAACGUGCCGUCGCGAUUGCUCUGGUCAACGCGUUCAGUCAGCUCGGAAACGUCGCUGGAUCAUACGUCUGGGAUCUCACGGCCAACGGAUACCGCAACUCAUAUGGUAUUGUGACAGCCAUGUUUGGUGUCACGAUCGCCGGAUGUGUCGUCAUGAAGAUGAUCUUGGUCAAUCUGAACAAGAAGCUCGAGGCUGGAGAGGCCGAAGCAUGGUCUACUAGACCCGAUGUUGCUGAGCACACUGCUGAGAAGGAGUACUUGGACAGCCCAGAUGAGGCACUGAGAAUGAGACAGGGCUUCAGGUACCUCGUCUAA